Parastagonospora nodorum SN15 is the source of this 754-nucleotide messenger RNA. RefSeq lists its product as hypothetical. The record is from RefSeq and is a predicted model, not a curated record. Bases 104 to 754 code for a protein of 216 amino acids. The transcript has 2 exons. NCBI's taxonomy places the organism in Eukaryota, Fungi, Ascomycota, Dothideomycetes, Pleosporales, Phaeosphaeriaceae.
CAACAAGUACUCACGCGACCUGAACUUGCUACAUUCGCCCUCUUUUUGAACGCUCCAAUUCGACCUCGUUUCACACCAAACCUCCACCAUUCCAUCGCACACCAUGUCGAACGACAACAACUCACCCCCGCUACCCUCGCCAGCUGCAACCGACCGACGACGUGCCUCUGUCACCUCUCAGACCUUCCAUGACCUCUUCGGCCGCUCCGGCAGCUAUGUUGGCCAACAGGGCACGGGGGCUUCAGGCCCCAUCACCACAGCUGCCGCCAACGCCCAACGACGGCGGCUCUCCCUCACCACCAUUGGCCUCGGGGCCUCGCCUGGCCAGACUUCGCCUUUCCUCCAGACCCCUCGCACACGUACGGAGAGCAUCUCCAGUGCCAACUCGGGCUCCGUCGACGAGAGUCCUUUCGAGGACGACUAUGCCCCCUCCAAUUCAGCUGCUAGCAGCAACCCAGCGACCCCCUUUGCUCGACGGUUAAGCUUCGGUGCACGCGCCCUGCGGGACGUUAGGCAGAGCAAUGGGAGCGUUGGGAACCCAAAUGGCGAAGGCUACAACUUCGCGGAGAACCUCCGUUCUCGAGCUGAGCGAGGCUCCAUGUCCGGCCCUCCUCCGUCCUUGGGGCCCCAUGGCCACCAACGGGCUAAGAGCGUCGCUAUCAUGGAGCCGCCGGCCCGCGAGAUGCCGAAGCAACCAAAGGUCCCCGACGCCAUGCAGGAGCGAAUCCUCAAGGGCGACUUCUACAUGGAUUAG